Messenger RNA from Mollisia scopiformis, 804 nucleotides. RefSeq lists its product as uncharacterized. NCBI's taxonomy places the organism in Eukaryota, Fungi, Ascomycota, Leotiomycetes, Helotiales, Mollisiaceae. The record is from RefSeq and is a predicted model, not a curated record. The transcript is spliced from 2 exons. Bases 157 to 612 code for a protein of 151 amino acids.
CUACGAGUGCAAGUUAAUGACCAGCAUUUGGAGGAAUGAAUGUCCAUGAAACUAUGGUUGGCGGUAGUCUCUUCCAACCAUAGCUAUGCUCGUCUUCUGCUCGUCCACCUCAAGUUCUUUCUUCGAUAGUCAAUACCUUUCGAGCCACUGUAGUACAUGAGACCCAUCCAAGCUUCAUUCCGUCACAAGUGUAUAGCCGGCAGUAUGAAUAGCAAGGUCCGACCUUACUUGCUAUGCGUCCUAAUGGAGUACAUUAUGGAGCUUCAAAGUCUUAUGAAAAUGCUUAGCCCAUGUGGAAUAUCUGACCUCCCAGUGUUUGAAAGCGCUUAUUGUGCCCCAAUCCCUGGUUGCUUCUAUACGCUCAUGCACCUGCGUCACCUUAGAAUAAAUCACUCCCGAACCGGCAGAUCCUUAGUUGCCUUAGUCCGAGGCACACUUCUGCAAGAACAACCGGGCUACCCUGACUAUUUCGUAGAUGCUUUAUAUUACUUGGCGUUGGGAGGACAGCAAAGACUAACGACUCUGGGUCCUGACGUAGCAGAUAGGUCGUGUGUGCCGGAGGUGAAUCUACUCUAUCACUUUACAAGAAUGAUCAGCAAUGAGGGGUCAUAGAUUGGGAGUGUAAGUAUGACAGCCAUGGAGCUUGAUAUACUUUCUUUUGCUGCCUGUGUUGGGCUUAGCUGGCAACUGUCGCGGAUGCCCUCCCUCGCCUUUCGGAACUUGAUUCUCGCUGUCACUUACCAACGUACACCAUCUGCUUUUCAAGUCCAGUUCAACUCCAAUUGCUGUUUUCACUUAGCUAGC